AUGAUCGACCUCGCGGCUCAAAGCUUCAGAGAAAUAGACCAGGCAGUACCGCCGAACAAGCAAAGCCCCACCGUCAUUGUGGGAGCUGGAAUAUUUGGCCUCGGUACUGCACCCCACCUUUGCAAACGCGGCUACACCGAUGUGACCGUCCUCGACAAACAACCCUACGAUGAGACUUUGUACUCAUACUUCAAGGGCGCGGACGCCGCGUCUGCCGACAUGAACAAAAUUGUUCGAUCAUCGUACGGAUUCCAAAAGGAAUAUCAAGAUUUAUCUACUGAGACAAUCUCUGAAUGGCACAACUGGAACGCCGAGCUCAAAGAAGGUGUUACAGUACCUCCUGGAAUGUCCACCAAGGAUGCAGUCUUCGUGCACAGUUUCCACGUUUCUCUAUCUACAUCCGUCGAAUUGCCACCAUGGAACCUUGCGUAUAUCACAGGUGGUAUGGCUGUUGCAGAUAAGUCCUGUCGGUUUGCACUGCACAAGGCUCGAACCCUAGGAGCAAAAUUCAUUUUCGGGGAAGAGGCCGGAUGUAUGAAGGAACUGUGCUACGAAGGUUCGAAGGUGAUUGGAGUCAACACUAGAGAUGGGAAGACACAUUCAGCGGAGAUGACUGUUUUAGCCUGCGGUGGCUGGACCCCUGUGUUACUACCAGAGCUUGACGGCCUGUGUGAGGCCACCGCAGGGAGUGUGAUACUUUUCAAGAUUCCUCGAGAGUCGCCUCUAUGGGACCGCCUAGGCCCAAAACAAUUCCCGACCUGGAUGUGGAAUAUGCGGAAUGGACCCGAAGGUGGUGUUUAUGGAUUCCCAAGAGACGAAAACGGGUGGUUUAAGGUUGGAUACCGAGGCACGAAGUAUACAAACCCACUGCGCCAGGGAGAUGGCAAUGAACGAAGCACACCGGUGACACGCUGGUCACCUGCCAAAAAGGAUGGCGAUGCCCCCACAGGGGGCAAACUCACAUCGUUCCCACAAAAAGCGCAUCAAGUCCUCACGGGCUUUUUGAAUGAGUACCUUCCAGAGUUAUCCGAAGAAGGAAUCGAUAUCGCCCUGACCAGAAUUUGCUAG
This is a messenger RNA of Penicillium vulpinum, 1068 nucleotides long. RefSeq names its product FAD-dependent oxidoreductase. The transcript has 3 exons. The record is from RefSeq and is a predicted model, not a curated record. Gene Ontology annotation, molecular function: flavin adenine dinucleotide binding; sarcosine oxidase activity. Lineage: Eukaryota; Fungi; Ascomycota; Eurotiomycetes; Eurotiales; Aspergillaceae. The coding region runs from base 1 to 1068 and encodes 355 amino acids.